ACUGGUGUGGCAACUGCCAAUCGAAGAAGAAGAAGAAGGAGAAGGUGGUGCAGCUGAAGAAGAAGAAGGUGGUGCAGCUGAAGCAGCGUUGCUCUUUUGUUGUGUUUGUCUUCAGUGGUGUUCCAGUGUUCAUAACAUCAAAAUGUAGUUUUUGGUCCGUGAGCGAAGCGCCCACGAAGCUCAUUUAAACGAUCGGGUCACAUGACAGAAGACAAGAUCAGCCUGGAAAACUUUUAAAGAACAUUCUUCGUCUGGCGGGACGGAGUGUGCGAGGACACCGACGGUGAGCUCAAAACCGGACAUGACAUCUGCCCUCAGCAUGGACGCCGCAGCAGAGCGAGGGAGCACCUGCAGUCAGCAGUGCAGCAGCUGUGACGACUCCUCAGCCAGAUGUUGGUGUGUGGACUGUAAUGAAGCUCUGUGCAACACGUGUGUGUCGGCUCACCGCAGAGUGACGGUGACCAGAUCACAUCAGAUCCUCGACCAGCUGCCAGCAGGAAGCGUCUCAACUCCUCCCACCCAGUUCUGCAGACUCCACCCUUCUGAGUCGCUUAAACUCUUCUGUUUGACCUGCAACCAGCGCACCUGUAGAGACUGUCAGCUCAUGGCUCACAUGAACCACAGGUACCAGUUUGUUAGUGAGGUGUUGGACGGCCUGAAGAAGCAGCUGGAGGACUGGCUUCAGCCGGUCAGAGGACAGAGAGACAGGGUGAGGCAGAGUCUGCUGGACAUGGAGACCAGGCUGCAGGACAUCAAGGAGUCUGAGUCUCAGCUGAGGGCGGAGCUGCUGCGCUCUUACACCAUCAUAUGCCAGCGCCUGAAAAGCAGGAUGGUGGACAUUCUGAAAGAGGUCGAGAAGGUGUGUGAGAUGGAGUGUGACAGCAUUCAGAGGAGGAUGCAGAAGCUGAAGGAUCUGCAGCACCGGUGGCAGUUAGUGACUGAAGCGGCACGAAAAGCCCAAAGCAGCGGCGACCUGUCGGCUCUGCUGAGCUUCAGAACGCAGAUCAAGGCCCAGCUGGAGACUGUGGCGGAUCAGGACUUGUCUCCUCCUCAGACGAUGUCUCAGCUGAGGGUCGUCACUGACAGGAAGUACAUGGAGACCAUUUUAAACUUUGGUGCACUCGAAGUUACGUGGAUCCCCUUCUCUGUCUCACAAAUGUCCACUCAGAAAGAAGACAAUCCAGCCGCCUGCUCCUCCUCCUCCUCCUGCAGACCCCCCACCCAAACCAGCACAACCGCUGACCCUCCUCUCGGAGACUUCUGCCCUUCUACAUCAAAGCCGUCGUCCAAUCAGUCAAGUCAUUCCUGUCUGAGUGUCAUCCAAUCCAGUGCUGUCCCGACCCCGACCAUUGCAGUUGUCUCCACUCACCCUGUCAAACAUCCGUCCUAUCCUGUGAGGACACAGUCUCGCCUGAGAGCCAACCCGAGACAGGUGCCUCCAGACACUCGUGUCCUUUGUGUCUCUACCUCGAACCUGCAGCCUGUCAGCUUCCCCCAGUCAGCAGGUCCGUCUCCGUCCUCUGUGCUGCUCCAGCUUGUCCAACCCUCACUGGUUUCGGCCGCUCCUCUUCAGAACCAGGCCUCCACCCCCGUUGCCAGCACCACCCUGCUGACUAUAAACCAGACCAUGUACCAAAUGAUUCCCGUGGUUCUCAGCCAGCCUGCGUCCUGCUCUUCGUGGCAGAAGAAAACUUGUGGCAGUAUGAACAUGUGUGUCACCACGUCCUCCUUCGACACCACUCCUCCCUCCUCCAUCCGUCCUGCAUCCUCCUGCAGGCUGUCCUCACAAACUGGGACCACCAGUGGCACUGGCUCAGGUCAUUCUACAUCACAGAAGUCUUUGUCCAAUCAGCUGUGUCUUCCACCUUCCUCCUCCUCCACCCACACCACCUGCUCUGCACCCUUCUGUAAGCCCCUCCCCCAACCCAGUGCGACCAAUCACAGAGACUCGCCCGUUGCAGACAGACCUGUCGUAUCACCUUUGAAGUCCAUAUCCACUGAGCUGUGGCUUCCUCCCACUUUGUCGUACACCUCUUCCUCCUCCGUCACUUUGCCCACAUCCACGUACGCGGCUUCCACCUGCAGGCUCCUCCCCCACACUGAGAUCACUAGUGACACUGCCUCACCUGUCCCAGACGUCCAUCAGACUACAUCGGUGUUCUUACCAAACCACCACCUUCCGAAGGAUGACACCCCUGCGACCGGCGGGCCUCUGCCCUCCCGCCCUGACAUCACUUCCUCCUCUCUGAAGCAGCAGCAGCAGCAGAGUGCUGUGGUGAGGGAGGUGGCGGACUCUGCCUGUGACCACAAUGUAGAGCAGGUGACAGUGAGGCAGCAGGAACCGGAAGAGAACGAACCCACGUCCACCGUGUCUGAAGAAAGCGAACAAGCUGAGAAGCUGUCGGCGCCCGAGGAGGAAUCGAGCUCUGUGAUUGGACACCCGGCCUGCAGUCUGAGCAAAUGGCAGCCCAGAGUGUCUCUGUUCAGGCUGCCUGUGUCUCCGACCCGCCCUGGAUGCCCCCUCCCUGGCUUUAGUCUUGUCCCAGGUGAUGGGGAAGAUGAGAUUUACCUGAAAGAGAUGAGUGAAGACGCUCAGUCCGACGCUGAUGACAGCGGAGAUGACUUCACAGAGCCGCCGUCAUCGCCGGAGUCUCCUGUGACGCUGCAGAUGGUCAGCUGCUCCGCCUGUGGGGCAGCGUUGGCCUCCAUCGUGUGCUCGGCGUGCGGGCGAGGAUACCACAGAGACUGUCACCUUCCUCCUGUUGGACCCGACAUCUGGUCCGAGUGGAUCUGCUCACUGUGUCAGGACCUGUCGGACCCCUCGGACCCCUACAGCACCGACCGACCUCAGACACCUCAGAGACCCUGUCUCAGUGUGCUGGAGCAGAGGAGGUGUGAGAGUCUGCUGCUGCACCUGAAGGUCGAAGGCUGCGGCCGACUUUCUGAGCCGGGUUCCGUGUGGUCGGAGCUGAAGCUGCUGUCGGAGCGUCUGGCCGCCCAGCCGUCGUACCAGUCGGCUUCAGAGUUCGUCUGUGACGCGUGGAGUCUGUUCAGAGGCGCCUCACAGGUACAAACACCUGACGGUGAUGCUUUGAAGAAACUGCAGCGGAGUUUUCACAGCAGGUUGGUGCAGACCUUCGGUUCAGAGCUUCAUCCUUCAGUCCUGAAGCCACAGAGCAGAAACACUGAGGGAGGCAAAUCGUGUGUCACACGUCCACACACGGGUCACCAGAAGGGGUCAGAGGUCACGGCGGAGGAACAGGAAGUGAUCAUCAGUAGGCCUAAACUGACAGAGAUAAAGAAGAGGCUGCGAGACUUUCUGGUGGGAACUCCCGGAUCCAAGAGGAGAAAGACGGACCAAGACGGAGGCGUGAGACCCAGGACAAAACCCCAGCUCACGUUUGGGCUCCAGACCAUCAGAAUGAGUCGACCUCUGACCUCCCAGCAACCAGUGAGUUCUGACAUUUCACCUGUGAACAGAUGAACAGAACUGAAGUUCAGUGAAACUCCUCCCUGCUCCUCCACUUACUGGUUUGCUGCUCGCUGGACGUCAACACACACUGUGAGUCCUCACUGUGGCCUCAGUUCAGUUUCUCGUGAUGAGGCAACAUCAACCCAAUCAAACCAAUUGUGUUUUUAAAGUAUGAAGAGUAAAAGUACUCGUAGUGCAGUAAAAUGUCCCCUGUCACUGUUGUAUUACUGCAGCAUUCAUGUGUAUGUUGAGGAAAUGUUUUGUAUUGUGGAUUAUUUCUGAUCUUAUCUAUAAACAAUAAAAGCUGUGGUUGGAGCAGUUGGA
Scatophagus argus is the source of this 3796-nucleotide messenger RNA. RefSeq names its product tripartite motif containing 33, like (gene trim33l). The transcript is spliced from 14 exons. NCBI's taxonomy places the organism in Eukaryota, Metazoa, Chordata, Actinopteri, Scatophagidae. Gene Ontology annotation, cellular component: chromatin; nucleoplasm. Gene Ontology annotation, biological process: positive regulation of DNA-templated transcription. Bases 302 to 3484 code for a protein of 1060 amino acids. The record is from RefSeq and is a predicted model, not a curated record. Gene Ontology annotation, molecular function: ubiquitin-protein transferase activity; zinc ion binding.